UGUUUAUGUCCCGCCUUUAAAUUGUCCACUAUAGUCUUUUUUACGAAAGAGGAGCCGCAGGGUGACAGCGAGGGUCCUCUUCUCCACAACAUAUGGACUCUUUUAUGUUUCUGUAUUUUAUUUGAUCAUUCUGUUUACUUGCACCAUUUAGAAAUAUGGCUUCCUUUUUGUCGCUCGUCCCUGCUUUCACGUUAUCGGUUGUCAUAUUUUCUGGCGCGGUAGUCGCACGGGGUGAUGUGCUCGAGCUAGGGGACGCGGAUUUCGAUUACCUUGCAGCGGAGCACGACACGAUGUUAGUGAAAUUCUACGCUCCAUGGUGUGGACAUUGUAAGAAACUAGCCCCAGAUUUUGAGACCGCAGCCACUCGACUGAAAGGGACAGUGCCACUUGCUAAGGUGGACUGCACAGCGAGCCCAGACACAUGCGGGCGUUUCGGGGUCACAGGGUACCCCACGCUCAAGAUCUUCAGAAACGGAGAAGACUCCUCGUCCUAUGACGGACCACGCUCAGCAGAUGGCAUUGUCCACUACAUGAAGAAGCAGGCUGGACCCAACUCUGUUACCCUGCGCAGAGAGGCAGACCUCGAGGCCUUUGUCAACAACUUUGACGCCAGUGUAGUGGGUUUCUUCUCUGGGCCUGACAGUGCUCAGCUGGCAGAGUUUCUGAAGGCGGCCGGUGUCAUGAGGGAGCACUUCCGCUUCGCCCACACCAUCGACAUGGCCCUGGGCCUCAAACACGGGGUGGACACUGAGAGUGUUCUGCUGUUCAGGCCCCCAAGGCUGAGCAGUAAGUUUGAGGAGAGCGUGCUGCGCUUCACUGAGACAGUCACCACCCACACACUGCGCCGCUUCAUCAGAGACAACAUUUUCGGAAUGUGCCCCCAUCUGACCAAUGAGAACAGAGAUAAGCUGAAGGGGCAGGACUUGUUGACUGCGUACUAUGAUUUGGACUACCUGCGGAAUCCCAAAGGCUCCAACUAUUGGAGGAACAGGGUGAUGAAGGUGGGUUAUCAGUUUGCAUCCCAGGGCCUGAGUUUUGCCGUGGCUAAUCGCGGGGACUUUGUGGACGAGCUGGAGGAGGAGUUUGGUCUGGGUGCGUCGGACGGAGGAGAUCUGCCCUUCGUAACCAUCAGAACACGACAGGGCUUCAAGUACACCAUGAGGGAGGAGUUCACGCGAGAUGGGAAGUCCCUGGAAAGAUUCCUUGAGGAUUACUUUGCUGGACGACUAAAACGUUACAUCAAGUCGGAGCCCAUACCUGAGAAAAACAAGGGUCCCGUCAAGGUAGUGGUGGCAGAGUCAUUUGAAGAGAUUGUGAAUGACCCUGAGAAGGAUGUGCUGAUUGAGUUCUAUGCCCCCUGGUGUGGUCACUGUAAGAGCCUGGAGCCCAAGUACAAGGAGUUGGCAGAACAGCUCUACUCUGACCCUAAUAUUGUCAUUGCCAAGAUGGAUGCCACAGCCAAUGAUGUUCCACAAGGCUUUGAUGUGCAAGGGUUUCCCACCAUCUACUUUGCUCGGGCAGACAAGAAGGACCAGCCCAAACGAUAUGAGGGACCCCGUGAAGUGAAGGACUUCAUCAAGUACUUGAAGAGAGAAGCCUCGCACAUCCCCGUUGUCAGUGGCGUGAGAGAAGACCUGUGAACAGAAGUUAGGCGAUGGCAGGGGUGUAUGAUGGGAAAUGUAGCCUGAGACCCCUGGAAUUGCGGUUGUGGAUACUCUGUUCUUGAAGAGUCACAACUUCUGAUGAGAUUAUUUAUUUCUGAUGAAAUAACACUCCAAAAACUCUACCUACAAAGUUUAUUUCCUUGAAACAACAGAUUUGAAAGAAAUCCAAGUUUCACGAUUGACUCUCCAGGAACAGAGCCCCAUGUAAUUGGUCAGGAGGAGGAGUAGGAUUUCUAUAGAACGUUGUUUCCCAAAUUUGGUCCUGGGGAUCCCAAGGGGUGCAUGUUUUGGUUUUUGCCCUAGCACUACACAGUUGAUUCAAAUAAUGAACUCAUCAUCAAGCUUUGA
This is a messenger RNA of Coregonus clupeaformis (lake whitefish), 2012 nucleotides long. RefSeq names its product protein disulfide-isomerase A3. Gene Ontology annotation, cellular component: endoplasmic reticulum; cell surface. Gene Ontology annotation, biological process: response to endoplasmic reticulum stress; protein folding. The record is from RefSeq and is a predicted model, not a curated record. Bases 156 to 1640 code for a protein of 494 amino acids. NCBI's taxonomy places the organism in Eukaryota, Metazoa, Chordata, Actinopteri, Salmoniformes, Salmonidae. The transcript is spliced from 13 exons. Gene Ontology annotation, molecular function: protein disulfide isomerase activity.